AUGUCGUCGCGAAGUCCUCUCGGCCAUUCACCGCUUCAUCCUCAUGCCGUAUCCAACUCGUCGCACGUUCACGGUGAGGAGGAAACGGAUGCGGAGGAAGAAGCAGACAGACGUGGAUUCGGGAGCUACACGGAAAACAACCUGGCGGAGCAGAAGGAAGCAGACGUUUCGAGACAAACAGGCGAUCUUCAGCGGAAAGGCGACGGCAAUCAACAGAUCGAAAGUAACAGCGGGGGAGAGAGACGUGUGGGGGAUGGUGGAAGUAUCGGGGAGGAGGCACGCCGAGAUGAUAGGAACGGCAAGACGCAGGAGUGCUAUGGGGGAGCAUUUUGGCGAAAGAAAAGCGGUGACGCCUGGAAUGGCUUCGACUCCACCUUCCAGUCCUUGAAGAAGGGUUGGCCCUGGGGCGAAUCGAGAGUAACCAGUAGGCAUGGAGGAGAUGGGGGUGAUGGCGGUGAGGACAGCGAUGCGAAGGAGAGUGGAUGCGAGGAUGAGGUGUACGGCGCAGGGAGAGGCUCUGAGGAGGUCGAGCCUGGGACGCGCUUGCUGCUGCAGAUGGAUUCGAUACGGGAGGAUGGCGAUGACGAGGAUGUGAUACUGGCGAACGAGCUGGAGGAGAUCGAUAAGGAGGUCGUGCAAGAGGUGUUCAAUCGAGUCAGCCUGCUGCGCGACCAGGUGCAGCACUACCGCGCGCUGGGCGGGUUCGUGCUGCUGAUGGCGCUGUUCGUGGCCAUGGUGUAUCUGCAGGCCGACUCCUCCCGCACCUACCAAGUCACCUCCGCCCACUCCGUCCUCAUCCCCACUGUGAGCUUUCUAAACCUCAUAACGGCCUCUCAAUCCUCAUCCUCACCGUCAGCCCCCUCACUCCCACCGCACCUUGUAACUUGCACUCUCGUUCCUGCCUUACAACGACCCCUCUCGCUUCCACCGCACCGACCCCUCUCGCUUCCCAAAUGCACGAGUGCGGGCACCCAAGAGUCCACACUCACCACAUCAUGCACCUACCCCCCCCGCCUGCCUCCCAUCCAGAACUUUGCACCAGAUUCGUCCAAUCGGUUUGCAAGAGCGGCUGAUUUCUACGCGUGGCUGAACAGCAGCAUCAUCGAGAAAUUCUGGCAAGACCCGCCAUGCGGAGACGGUCUCUGCGACCAGCCACUUGAAUUCCCCGCGUUUGGCCGUUUCGGCUGUGAGGCGGACUGUGGGACGUUUCCGAACCUGACGUCCGUGUCGAUCCAUUUCACGACAUCCUUGUCGUCGGCUGCAGCCCUGGCUUUGUCCGCAUGGAACCUGUGCAUGCACAGCCCCAUCUCGCUCUGCUGGCACGCCCUCCCCCAGCCCUUCCCCGCCCAGCACGCCCAGUUCUCCCUCGCCCUCGACAUCCCCGACGGCCAAUGGGCGCUCUUGAUUACUGCACCAAUGGGCGGCGUGCAGGGGGUGCUGCAGGCGCAGAAGCCGGGGUUGGGGCAUCUGAGUGGGGACGUGACGAUGGGGUCGAGUAACAGUGUUACGCUGGCUAGCUGGGGCGGGUGCCUGGGAGGGGAGGGCUUGUCCGCUAGUGAAUCGAAUGCCACGCUGCUUCAAGACGGGGGAGAUGUCUGCCGACAGGCCUGUGAGUCCGUGGCAAUGUGUCUGAACGCUGCAUGUGGGCGGGAGGUGGCAGCAAGGGAGGUGGCGGGCGCGUUUGUGGAUUGUGUCAAGAUCUGCCGAGCAGCGCCGUCCACCAUCCUGCCAUACGCCACCAUGUCGUGCCUUCAGAUCACUGUUGUCAAGCCAUCCCUCUUCCCCAAUUCUCUCUGCACUGCAAGGGAUCGGCGGCAAACGCAGGAGACAGUUGCACCGGCAUCGCCUGGGCCAGGAAUGGCUGCUACACCUGCUGUGAAUUCCGCACAGGCAGCUGUUGUUUAUGCUCACCCUCCUCUCCCCUCCCCCCUCCCCUUCCCCCCACUUCCCUCCCUGCGUGCAGAGCUGCCACAUCUAUCAGAGGCGCCAAGGGCGUGGGAGCUGCUGGGGUCCACAGAGAAGCAGCGCCUGAGAGCGCUGCAGGUGGCGGUGUCCCGGGCCAUCUACACCAUGGUGAAGGACAGCUGCCUCGCCGGGCCCUACAUGCUCGGCCUCUCCGUGCGCUACCGCCUGCGCCUCACCGCCUUCCUCUGCACGCUGCUGGGCGGCCCUGUGCUCGACCAGCCGCUGUGCCGGUUUGCGGAUUCGACGGGGCACCAGCUGCUGCGUGCGCAGGAGCUCAACGACAAGGCGGUGUCAUCGCAGCAGCUGCGGCGAUUCAUAGACAUCCUCAUUGCCGCCCUGCAGUCCGUCACCACCAUGCCGCCCCAAGCCGCUGCCGACCUCUCCUCCUUCUUCCACCGCUUUGAAGACGCCAUCGUCAGCACCGACAUCGCCGGCUGCUCCCAAGGAGGCACGUGGCUGCAGUGGAAGGCGGGUGUGAAGCACAACACGACCAUCCAUGUGGGCGACAAGGUCACCUGGGUGUGGGAUGACGACCUCCCGCACUCCCUCAGAAUGGCGGGGAUGGGCGAGGUGGCCGACCCGCUGUUCGUGGGCUUCGGGGGGAACCGCCUGGCCGUGUCACGUCAGAUGGUGUGCACUCCCAUGAACGUGGGCGCCGGCGACAUGAGUGACGACCCCGUGCCCUGCGUGCUAAGAAUGGAUGACGAUCCUGCGGGCACAUUUGCGUACAGCAAGGUGUUUGGGCAGCCAAUCAGCAUCAACUACCACGAUGGCACUCUGCCAGCCGCGGCUGCGGACGCCCUCUCAUCCUCCUCCUCCCCCGCCUCCAUUGCGACUAGCAUUCUCACAGUGCUCCCUGCGAGCAAUGGGGUGGAUGCUGCUGCUGGUUCUCUCAAUACCACCACGGCUGUCACCAACACCACAAACACCACCGCUGCCAACAGCACGGCCACUGGCCGCACCAACACCAACACCACAACAGCGUAUGAGUGUGCGCCGGGCUGUCUGCUGCGGCAGCUUGCAAACGGGGUGUGCGAUGCAGCGUGCAACACGCCCUCGUGCGCCUUUGACGGCGGCGACUGCGCGUGUGUCGACCCGCUCUUCGGCCCCGGCAUCUGCGCCUGCCCGCCCGGCCACACCCGCGGCGACGAUGGCUCGUGCUGUCUAUCCAUGGCGGUGGGAGCCAAUCUCAACUUCCCCUUCUCACUGCAGCGCUACGGCCCCAACUACACCGAAAGCAACUUCGCCUUUGCGGCUGAGAGGGGUUUUCCGGUCCAGCGCUUCGUGUCAAGCCGUAACCGUCUGCUGAUUGGCAUGGUGCUGCAGCAGGACCGGUUGGGCACUCAGCAGUGCAACGGAUCGGGCCUGCUGCACCUGGAGGGGUGGUGCAGCAACGGCACGUCCAGGGAGCCGUUUGGAGUGAACCCGCACUUCCUGCCCACGUCGGCCAUCUACGACAGCGCUGCCAGCGCCAACAUGACCCAGCUCGACAACAACACCUUCGGUGACAAACUGCGCUUCAACCCGCAGGGCCUCCCGUACGGCUUCGUCUACCCUUUGGAGUCGCUCACCACCCACCCUUUGGUGUUUGACAUUAAUCUCGAUAACGAGGCGGCCACAAAGCGUCUACAGUACCUGGUGGAUGGCAGCUACAUAGACAAUGGCACGCGCAGUGUCGAUGUCACCUUCAUCACCUUCAAUGGCGAAACACUUACGUUCGUGCUGACCACAGUAAUUUGCAUGGUGAAAACGGGCGGCAGCAUGGCAGUAACGAUCAAGUCGCAGCCGGCAGCCAUGGCAAUGUACGAUGCAUCGGCGGACAACAUCACUCGGCUGGUGCUGGAGAUGGUGUAUCUGGUGGGGCUGCUCUGGAAUGUGUGCGGCGAGCUACAGGAGAUGGCAGACCGCGCUGCCAAGGAUGGCUCUUGGCUCAGCUACUUUGGCCUCGUGUGGAACUGGGUCGACAUGCUCUCCCUAACGCUUCAAGCAAUCGCCAUAGCACUCUGGGUGGUGCUGUGGCGGUACGUAUACGAAUUUGACAUGCAGCCACGCUACGACAUCUACUACACGCUGCUCGAGAUGCCACGCUACUGGGCCGUGCCCAACCCGCCCACAGGGUUUAUCAGCGCCAAUCAGGCCAUCGCUGAUCUGCGCAACAUCAUCAACCUCCGCGCCAUCUACUUCGCCCUCCAAGGCAUCAAGUGA
Closterium sp. Naga37s-1 is the source of this 4170-nucleotide messenger RNA. Lineage: Eukaryota; Viridiplantae; Streptophyta; Zygnematophyceae; Desmidiales; Closteriaceae. The record is from the annotation of a GenBank genome assembly.